Molecule: messenger RNA, 1980 nt
Organism: Pieris brassicae (large cabbage white)
Lineage: Eukaryota; Metazoa; Arthropoda; Insecta; Lepidoptera; Pieridae
Product: pancreatic lipase-related protein 2-like
Exons: 9
Coding region: 98-1228 (376 amino acids)
Biological process (GO): lipid metabolic process
Molecular function (GO): lipase activity
Source: RefSeq, a predicted model, not a curated record
AGUGUGCGUGUUGUUCUCAAAGUGCUUAGCUAGCAAGUAGAAUUGUUUUUUUUAUCUUUGACAGUUGCACGUUUUAGUGCGCGACGGACUAAAUAAUAUGAAAACUUCAUGGGACUCCCGAAGCGCGCUGUCACUUAUAUUGACAGCUCUUUCCCUGUCGUCUGCGCAGCAGGGUAGUAAAAUCGUGGAUUUAAUAGGACAGGGAAUAGGAAGAGAGGUGUCUGCUGUUAAGCAUCCAAUUGAAGAAUCGCUUGUAUAUGUUGGCUCUUCCCAAUGUAAACAUGUCAAGAAGCUGGUUGGAGUUUCGUAUGAACAGUUGACAGGAGAGAAGGAACCGGAUCUUAAUAAGCUAGCUCUGUUUUAUAGUAGUCGAUUUAAAACAGCGUUAAUAAAUAUAACGGACGCUGCUAGUUGGUUAGUGCAAGGUCGUAACAACGAGCCUGACAAGCGACUCAUUAUCUUCUCGCAUGGCUUCACUGACAAACCGCAGGGCGACAACUUCUUAAACAUCAGCAGGUCUUUCCUUCAGAGCCAUGAAAUCAGUGUUCUGGCGUUAGACGGGAGUCCAUUAAUUCGAUGGCUGUAUCUUCGAUCAUCAACAUAUGUCCGGUUUAUUGGUCAGAGGCUUGCUGAAGUUUUAGCAGCAUUGGUUGAACAUGGUCAAGACCCCUCUCUCAUCCACUUAAUCGGGCACAGCCUCGGUUCCCACAUAUCAGGCUUCGCUGGAAAGACCUUUGAAAAAAUAACUGGCAGAAAAAUCGGCCGGAUUACUGGUUUGGAUCCGGCUGGACCUUGCUUUAGCCACGUUGACCCAGAAGUCAGAUUAAAACACACAGAUGCUGAUUUCGUUGACGUCAUUCAUACUGAUUCUGGUGUUUUUGGGAUAAAGGAACCAUUAGGUCAAGUAGACUUCUUCCCAAACCAAGGACUAACGCAACCAAACUGCGUACUGCAAUCUUGCUCUCAUUCUCGCUGUGUGCCAUUGUAUGGAGAAUCCAUAAUAAAUCCUGAAGCAUUUCCAGCUGUCAAAUGUAAAGAUUGGGAAGCGUUUAAGAAAGGGGAAUGCGAAAAAGAAGUCGUUUACAUGGGUUAUCCAACGAAGCCUGGCACCAAAGGCCUAUAUUUCCUUCGAACCAAAGGAGAAUCCCCUUUCGGAUUAGGAAUGGAGGGAACGCGUUAUGUCAACAAUGAGGGCAUUGUGAAGAAUUUGGGGAAUCUAUUUGGAUGAUAAAAAACAGAACAACGCAAUGCGUAAACUACGUAAACAAUAUUUUUUUGUUAGAUUAUCCUUACCCUAAUUAAACGUUAAUAAUUUAUAUUAAAUAAAAAUAUUUAUGUCUUCAACUCCCCUCAUCGGAUAGUUCAAGUAGAACAAAAGUGAAAAGAUGGUAUUUCUGUUCAAUAAAUUUCUGACCUGACGAAAAGUCAAAAAUCAUUUAAUCAUAUAGGUAACACCAUGUACACUUGAACAUCAAAAAAUAAAUAUACAUUAAAUACUGCUAAUUUUACAUUUACUGCCAGUUCUCAAGGGCGUAGAACGGAAGAGAAGAACUGACAAUAACCUCUCGCCACUCUUGUUAAUCGCCAAGUUUUUUUAUUUAUAUCUUAUAGAUCACUUAAAGAUUUAUGUCACUUUUGUUAGAUGAAUUAAUUAAUGUAUACACAAAUAUCUUAAUAGAAUCACCAUAUCUUUUUUACAUACAAUGUUUAUAUUACUAAUAUUCUACUAUCAACAAAAUAUUUACCAGCAUCGAAUGCAGGAUUCUCUCGUUAUAAUACAAUCAAUUCUGUAUUUCAAGCAUUCUAUUGGUGAUUUUACCCUGCAUAUAAUAGUGUCAAUAAGUGUUGUUCAGGCGCUAAACGUUUUUGCAGUUGUCCUGUUAAUAUUCAAGGCGCAUCAAUAAAAAAAUCUAACGUUAUUAAAUCGCUACCCCCGCAACUGGUACCUAAUAUUUAAUUUUAUACUGAGAUGAAUAUAAU